GAAGGAAGGAACCAACGACCUCAAACCAUCAUUAAAAUAGUGCUCUUUACUGCUACCUCUGUUUUCAUCUACUGCCAGCUGGUUGACUUUGACGCAAUAUGCCUUCAGAAAAAACCUUCAAACAAAGAAGGACGUUCGAACAGAGAGUAGAAGAUGUCAGACUGAUCCGAGAGCAGCACCCCAACAAGAUCCCUGUGAUCAUUGAGAGGUAUAAAGGAGAAAAACAGCUUCCCAUCCUGGACAAGACCAAGUUCCUGGUGCCAGACCACGUUAACAUGAGUGAACUCAUCAAGAUUAUCAGGAGGCGCCUCCAGCUAAAUUCUAACCAGGCUUUCUUCCUGCUGGUGAACGGCCACAGCAUGGUGUCUGUGUCGGCUGCCAUCUCUGAGGUCUAUGAACGGGAGCGGGACCAAGAUGGCUUCCUCUAUAUGGUGUAUGCCUCGCAGGAGACCUUUGGCGCUGCCACGACUGCCCAGUGAACAGCCUUCCUUCUUCUGGACAAUUGGUAGAUUUUAGUCCCUCCCCCUCCAUGUUUCUUGCCACACACCUUUAGUCUCAACUGUAACUAAACCACAAACUGCUAAACCUAAACACAGCAUAGUUUUUCGGCUUGAAUUGGUUCAGGUUGUGCUCUAUAUGAGCUAAUAGACUAUUUGUGUACCACCAUAUUGCCCCGGUAGCGUAAAGCCCUGAAAGACCUGAACUGCAGAGUUAAAAUAGAAAAAUCUGAUUCGGACUCAGGCCAAUAGGGUCAUUUAAUGUCUCUGCUUUGUUAUUGUCUGCUCUCAUAGCAACAUAUGGCUUGAUGGCAGCAGUUAUUUUCAGUGUUGUGGUCACGUCUCCUUGGCUGUUUUUAUGUUAAUGUAUAUAUACACUUCAGGUAGUGAUACUAUAUAAAAGUGGUGAGGCUCCAUCACUUCCCUAUACAUAAUAUAUAUAUAUAUAUAUAUGUGUGUAUUAUAUAUAUAUAUACAUAUAUGCAUUAGCCAAUGAACAAAGCCAACCUUAAUUUUAAGGUUCUUGGAGACAGGCACUAGGAAAAGUUGUUAUUACUCGGGGGGAGGAGGGGGGUUAUUGCAGUUAAAAUGUAAACGGAAGGGAUUUGUAGUUUUUGAUGGGAGUACUCCUACCAGAGGACUAUGAAGUAGAGAAGAUACCUGAUAAUGAACACAUCCCUGCUGUGUGAUCACAUUCCCUCAUUGGUGUUUUUAUCCAUCCCUGCCUUGUAGCCUAAAGCAUCUUCACUGUAAUGAAGAGAUGUUAGGAAACUGCUUUGAAACAGAUGAUUGUAGUUUGCAAAAAAAAAAAAAAAUGCCUUGGUGUACAGAUAAUAUA
Scatophagus argus is the source of this 1335-nucleotide messenger RNA. RefSeq names its product microtubule-associated protein 1 light chain 3 beta (gene map1lc3b). The transcript has 5 exons. Gene Ontology annotation, biological process: cellular response to nitrogen starvation; macroautophagy; autophagosome assembly. Gene Ontology annotation, molecular function: ubiquitin protein ligase binding. NCBI's taxonomy places the organism in Eukaryota, Metazoa, Chordata, Actinopteri, Scatophagidae. The record is from RefSeq and is a predicted model, not a curated record. Gene Ontology annotation, cellular component: autophagosome membrane; autophagosome; cytosol. Bases 99 to 479 code for a protein of 126 amino acids.